Molecule: messenger RNA, 1955 nt
Organism: Ziziphus jujuba (common jujube)
Lineage: Eukaryota; Viridiplantae; Streptophyta; Magnoliopsida; Rosales; Rhamnaceae
Product: polygalacturonase At1g48100
Exons: 6
Coding region: 305-1702 (465 amino acids)
Biological process (GO): carbohydrate metabolic process
Molecular function (GO): polygalacturonase activity
Source: RefSeq, a predicted model, not a curated record
CUUUGUUUUUUUUUCCCUCUCUUGCAACUUGUUUUUGGCUUUCGAAAGUGGUCACUGUUUAUAAAAGUUUUUACUGGUUUCUUUUUUUUUUUUUCCCCCCUACUUCCCAGAGACGUGGUUGCCUUGCUUCUACAUCACCCUAUAAUGUUCUAGCUCAGAAUAAUAGCCUUAAAAAUCUGUCCAAAUUCUUCUUGGGCUAGUGAACCUAGUCCUACUAUAUAAAACUCAAGGUUUUGUUCUAUAAGUAGCACAGUACUUUCCAUUCCAUACUGUUUCAUAUCCAAGUCAUAGCCAUACAAAAACAAUGACAUUCUCUUGGUUUUUCAUAAUGGUUUUCUUCCUGCAUUUCUGUUUCUUCUUUCUUGUAACGCAAGGCAGACUAAAUAUUCAUGCUGAGCCUAAUCAUUUGCAUAUAAUUUCUAGAAUUUCAUUUCCACCAUCUCCAGCACCUGAUGAGGCUGCUAUUAGCCCAAGUUAUAGUGCAGGUCCUGUUCAUUAUACAGCCAAUUUUUUCAACGUAAGAUCUUUUGGUGCUGUUGGGGAUGGAACUAGGGAUGAUACUCAAGCAUUUAAGAUGGCUUGGGACACUGCUUGCGAAGCAGAAGAACCAGCAGUAGUUCUUGUUCCUGAAGGUUAUUCAUUUAUGAUACAGUCCACCAUAUUCACUGGGCCUUGUAAAUCUGCCACAACAUUUCAGAUUGAUGGAACAGUAAUGCCACCAGAUGGACCAAAAUCCUGGCCGAAAAGUUACAGUAAGAGGCAAUGGCUGGUUUUCUAUAGAAUUGAUGGAAUGAAGAUGCAAGGGAGUGGUGUUAUAGAUGGCAGAGGAGAAAAAUGGUGGAAUCUUCCAUGCAAGCCUCACAAACAUGGAAACAAUGGAACACAAAAUUCUGGUCCCUGUGAUAGCCCAGCUGCCAUAAGGUUCUUCCUGAGCUCCAACUUGACAGUGCAAGGACUAAUCGUUAAGAAUAGCCCACAGUUUCAUUUCCGGUUCGAUGGUUGUCAAAAUGUACAUGUAGAAUCACUUACAAUAAAAACACCAGCUUACAGUCCAAACACAGAUGGAAUUCACAUAGAGAACACAAACCAUGUGAAGAUAUACAAUUCACUAAUCUCCAAUGGAGAUGACUGUAUAUCAAUUGGAGCUGGUUCUUAUAAUGUUGACAUAAGAAAUAUCACAUGCGGUCCAAGUCAUGGAAUAAGCAUUGGAAGCCUUGGUAAUCAUAACUCUCGAGCUUGUGUAUCAGAUAUAACCGUGAGUGACUCGGUCAUUAAGACCUCCAACAAUGGGGUCCGAAUCAAAACUUGGCAAGGUGGGUCAGGAGCUGUGUCAAGGGUUAUCUUCCAAAACAUACAAAUGGACACUGUCCGGAACCCAAUCAUAGUAGACCAAUACUACUGCCUCAGCAAGAAGUGCGAAAACCAAACCUCUGCAGUCUAUGUUUCUAACAUUUUGUACUCAAACAUAAAGGGUACAUAUGAUGUGAGAAGCGCACCAGUGCAUUUCGCUUGCAGCGACUCUGUCCCUUGUACAAACUUGACGCUUUCGCAUGUGGAACUCAUUCCCUCCAAAGGAAAAGUAGUACGAGAUCCAGUUUGCUGGAAUGCUUACGGAACUAUGCUGACACAGAUCAUUCCACCGGUCUUAUGUUUGUUGGAGGGAAGUCCACUAACCAUGCGGCAGAGUGAGGUUCUUUGUUAAUCAAUUUGGAUCAUAUAUUAUCAACUAAAAUAGAUUUAGACUUUCAGAUACCAAAUGUUAAAUGAAGAAUAUUAGAUUCUAGGAUAUAAAUCGUGAAAAUGACAGUAGAAAAAUGUCAACUUGUAUUUUGUAAUCUCAAAUGAAGCCCAAAGGGUAUUUAGUCACUUCCUUUGAGUCUGUCAUGUGCACUUUGCCUUGUAUUUUUAAUGAUGUUAUUGAUCACUUUUGGUGGCAACUACCAGAUUUGGAUAUA